AUGAUUAGCGAGACCACUUCACCAGGUCGCUCCGCCCAUGCUACUAAUACAAACCCAUGCAAGACUAUCGGAGCUGUGGAAAGUCCGGCAGGCUCUCAGGUUGGAAGGGAGAACCCUUUGUCCGAGAACACUAGUGACGAGGCCGGUGAGGAGAGUAGUAACGACCUUUCGUCUAUCUCCCUUACUUCAACAGAACGAUACUUUGGGCACAUACCCUUCGAAGUGUUCAAAGAGAAAGUCUACGACGUAUGUCUCUUAUACUUUUCCGAUCGGAAGCACGGCGGUCUUCGGAUCAAACACAUCAAAGGUGGAACCUCGAACCGUAUCGCUGGCAUCACCGUUCUUCCUUCAGAGUCUCUCAAUCACGCUGGUACAGAUGUGGUAAGGACGGCGCAAUACUACAUUGUGCGGGUUGGUCGUUAUCCUCCCACCCACGAUGAGGUGCACUACGAUCUUGCUGCCCUCUGGUUUGCCGCAGAAUACAUCAACCUUCCCAUUCCCAUAUUACAAACUGCAUCGUUGUCCCUAGACAAUCCUUUUGGCCGUCCGUACUCCAUUCAAACGCAAUUACCAGGCUUGAACGCGCACGAGGCAUUCGAUUACUUCAACAUUUACCAACGAAAAGCCUUUUUACGACAACUUAUGGACGUUCACACCAAGAUACGAGCCUAUACCAGUAAGAGUGCCGGAUUGAUCAAUACUGACACUGUCAUCGGUGCCGAAGAUCUUACACGAUUUGAAAUCCCGCCAAUUGAACAGAAUUCCUCAACGAUGUCAAGACUCCCCGCAACCUGGCCUCAAACCACUUUUGAAUACAUUAUCGAGACAUGCUCGCGCUGGAGCAGAUUCCUACAAGAAGACGUCCUCGGAACCCAGACAGUGUGGGUACGGUUCACGAAAAUCGCCAUCCAUCUGUACAAACUAGGCUUCAUACCCGACACUGACGAGUUCCACUUAUGCCACCUCGAUCUCAAGCCACGCAACCUACUCGUUUACGUCCCAGAUGCAUACACGGUUCAAAUCACAGGGGUUCUCGACUGGGAUUCCGAGUACGUUUUCUUCUGCCCAAAGUUCAUGGCUUACCAAGCACCAUCCUGGAAUUGGAUCUCCACAGCCAGGCUGGCGGAGAAAGAAGUCAUGGCCAUUGUCAAACCAGACCACCCGGAUCAUGUGGCCUUGAAGAAAAUGUUCGAAGGCACUGCUGGACCAGAGUGGCUGCGAUAUGCGUAUGGCCGCGAGUACAUGAUUGCACGGCGCAUGUUUCGCAUUCUUCUGAGCGGAGUCUCGACGGAUAAACAGUUCAAAAAGGCAUACAAUAUUAUUAGAGAGUGGAAUAGCCUGCAUCCUGAACUUGAGGUUGAGAACAUAUCUCUCAAGUCCCCCGGGGACACAGAUUUCAGUAUGGAGUGAGGUGGUUGGCAAUCAAUACGGGGAUGUUGAGGAUGGGAAGUGAUGCAUGG
Messenger RNA from Dothidotthia symphoricarpi CBS 119687, 1460 nucleotides. RefSeq lists its product as uncharacterized. NCBI's taxonomy places the organism in Eukaryota, Fungi, Ascomycota, Dothideomycetes, Pleosporales, Dothidotthiaceae. Bases 1 to 1410 code for a protein of 469 amino acids. The record is from RefSeq and is a predicted model, not a curated record. The transcript has a single exon.